Chenopodium quinoa (quinoa) is the source of this 621-nucleotide messenger RNA. RefSeq lists its product as uncharacterized. The record is from RefSeq and is a predicted model, not a curated record. Lineage: Eukaryota; Viridiplantae; Streptophyta; Magnoliopsida; Caryophyllales; Amaranthaceae. The transcript has a single exon. Bases 1 to 621 code for a protein of 206 amino acids.
AUGGCGGUGGGUGACAAGAAAUUUAAUGAGAUGAUGACUCAUAACAAAAUGCUUGAGACACAAAUAACCCAACUUGCAAACACUCUUAAGGAUUAUGCUAGUCCUUACUCUUUGCCUUCUCAAGGAGUGGAACCCAAGAAACCCGUGUAUUUCGUCACCACUAGGAGUGGGAGAGUUCUUAAUGAGGGUGUUUCUAGGUUCAUUGAGGAGGAUGAGGAGAGGAGAGUUUUGAGAGAGAAAGAUGAGAAGGGUGUGUCCAAAAGUGUUAGUUGUGAGGAUGAGCAAGAGAAAAACAAGGAUGAUGAGAAAGAGCGUGAGGAAGUGAGGAUACCCAAUCUACCAUAUCCACAAAAGUUCUUGAGGCACAAAAUGGAUGAGCAAUUUGGUAAGUUUCUUGAGAUGCUCAAGGAAGUUCAUUUUUCUAUUCCCUUUACCGAUGCUAUCCCCCAAAUGCCUAGGUACUCUAAGUUCCUCAAGGAGAUUCUAGAUGGGAAGAGAGAGUGCAAUGAGGUUGACUCGGUUGAAGUUGGAAAGUGUUUAGUGCCCUCAUUCAUAGGGAGUUGCCCAAAAAUAUGGAAGAUCCGGGGAAUUUCUUUGUUCCAUGCAAAAUCAAAGAAAUGA